UGCCACAGCACACCUGGUUACGGCCAAACAAACGUCCAGACGACCGACCUCUGGAGUGUUUAAAUGUUCUGUGCGUCGUUAAAAACACCAACAUCGAUUACACGAAUUCUAGAAAAGGUUCCGAUAUGCGGCCAUUAUCAGUCAGGGACCAAACAGCAAUAUCAGUGUAUCUAAGAGGCUUGGAAUACAAGAGACAGUUGGCUGUCCAGUGCCAUCAGACGACUGGGUGUUCACGACUCGUACACAUUUACGGACUAACGAUCAAAACAAAUAAGGAUUCCAACCAUGGGCUGUGGCAGUAGUUCUGAGGUGAGGGCUAUAUCACCGAACAGUAGACAGGUUUAUAACAACAAUGAUACCGCCAUCAAGCAAAGACAACAGCAUCAAGGACAACAACAACAGCAUCAUCCAAAUAGAGUAGAGAAUAAAAACGACCAUCAGGAGGAGCAGCAACAGGCUGUCUCACUCCAACAACAACAACAGCAACAACAACAACAACAACAACAACAACAACAACAACAACAACAACAACAACAACAACAACAACAGGCAGCAUUAGCUCAACAACAACAGCAGGCAGCAUUAAUUCAACAACAACAACAACAACAAGUUAUUCAACAAGAACAACAGGCAGCAUUAAUUCAACAACAUGCGGCAUUAAUUCAACAACAACAACAACAACAACAACAACAACAACAACAACAACAACAACAACAACGACAACAAGAUAUUCAACAUGAACCACCGAGUCCCGGCGAGUCGACUCCGGAGGAGACGUUAGACCAAGCCCGAGACCGUCUGGCAGUGUACGGGCAGUACAACAGGGGCUAUACUGUCAAGCAGAUAUCAGCAAUCAACCAGGAAAACGGCCAGAGUGUGCUCUUUAUCUGGGGAAAAUUCGUCCAUCUCACAGCAGCAUUCAAAGACAUCAUAGAACCAGAAGUGUCAGCUCGGCAGGCUGAGCUCGAGCAAGACUGCCCAGGACUGUUCGAAGAAGAUAUGCUAAUACACUUGCGCCAAAAGUCGGCAGUACAUCCGGUUAGCAUAAUCUAUCGAAUUGGAAUCAAAAUGUCAACAAUUCUAAGGUAUGUUCCCAGGUGUAAAGUGGCAACACUUGUCGUACUGGAUAAAAAGGACUACUGGUCCGAUGUUCGGACUGACGCGGAAGGGGUGGCCGAGGAGAUUCGAACUUAUGAACACAUCAACACGUACCAAACUGAGUACCUCGAAGUUCUUGAACGAUUUUUAGAAUUAUAUGAACAGUCAGGAGGGUAUGUUCCUUUGGGUCCUCCACAAGCGGAGGGAGACCCCAACAUGUGGGCCUAUCCACUACCUAAAUCUGUGGCGGCAGACCCCGAGUCGUUACGGCGCUGGGCGGAGACGUGGGAGGUAUUUGACUUUGUGGUGCCAGAUGAUGGUGCUUGGGGCUGGCAUGGCUUUGACAAUCUAGUGUUUUCUGACAUAAAGGAGUGUGUUGAUUUCCCCGAACAGCUCAGAGCACAAGAAAAUGGCGACGAAGAGCUUCCGGAAUUCAAUACUGAAGUAGAAGGGGAAGUCGCAUGGGAGGUCAUAGAGGUAGAUUUAUUUAAAAAUGACGUCACAACGGAAGGACAAGACGAGAUAUGGGCCGAACGAGAAACCCGUUCAGAUUUCGAUAACCCGGACAGAAUGAAAAAGAGGAGAAAGAAGUUAGAGAAGUACUUUAUUGUUAAGUACGAAUGGGAUUUCAUCGGCUCUCGAUGGUUACCGUGAAUGGGCAGAUACAUUACAGACAGGAUGGCAAAAAUUUCAGGCACUCUGUGACAAUUAACGAUUCAAACGAGAUAUUGGGGUCUGUGUCCUGCAAUACUCAAGGCAGCCCUAUCAAUCUCGGCCUCGCAAUGUCACGGGCUGACUUACAUGAAGCACAGGGUAUCAUUGUAUCUUUCAUGGUGUACACGUCAUUUUUGACCCGUAGCAGAAAAAUCGGUACCUCUGACUGCAGAACAAUGCCUUCUCUCGGUGAACGGGAGGAGUAUCUGAGUCAUUCGGAAUCAGUUUAUCGUCUACAUGAGACGACGACUCUCGUGUCAUUCAAGCACAUGUCCUCAAUGUUCGACUGAAGACAUUGGUAGCAAACCAGGCCAAUCCAACAUAUUAAUCAUUUGAACCCAGUUGUUCAAACGGAUGAUUAGCCUAUUUAAUAAGUUAACAACAAUUUUACAAUCUUAAUAAAAUCUUUUCUGGUAAAAUUAACUUCACAAAAUGUCCGACUACGAAACCAAUAUGGCUUUAGUAUGGCGAUUGUAACAUAAUACCAAUAAUAUAUAAAUAUUUAUCUGGUGUUCAAAUCUAUACCACAUCACUAAAUUGUUAUACUGAACAAUGGGAAUGUCAAGGUCCGUAACUCACAAAAGUAGCUGCCAAUGGCGGACAGACAGUGGUGCAGCUAGUUCAUGUAAAAUGAAGAUUAUAAAAUGCAUAUCGGUGUAGAUUUGGUAUAGCCAAAAUCAAAGGACCGAUAAAUAUGGGCAAAUUAGACAAACAUGCUGCAUGUAUAUGGUGCUAAUUACCGCCCAGCUGCGUGCCAAUUAUUAAUUUGUUGUUAUUGUUAAGAGUAAGGUACACGCGUAUGAACAUGUUGUUAAGCUGGAGCGUCUGUCCAACUGUGUCCAGUGGUUUGAAAUUAAUCUCUAUGAAGACAACAGACAUGGUGUAAUAGUUAUGUGUUGUACUAAAACUCGUUCUGUCGCCAAUAAUCACUUCAAACGAGUAAUUAUAUUGUUUUACUCUUGGAAGUCUAUAUCAUUUUCAUCAUGUUUUGUUCGGCCUUGGGUCAGAAUCCCUCUUGGGUACUUGCUGAUUAUCCUUGUUUACAUUCUGGAUAGUUCCAGUAUAGGGCUAUAAGUUUAUCGGUUUGCUUCGUUAGUGAAUACUGUCGAACCACAGGGGUUUGACACAUUCCUAAGACCUGGGCUUGUUUUUUUCCAUUUCGGGUCAUCAUAGGACAUGUCAAGCCCCCUGUGUGUCGAGCCCGUGCUGGUCUACCAUAGCCUUCUAGAAAUGGUCAGCUUUUCCAUUCAAAAAUGAUUUACAAGUACAUGUAAAGACAAAAGAGAAUAGAACAUUUAAGCAGUUUUUUCACGUGCAAUAAAUUACUUUCACUAACCUGGUUGCAAAUUUCAUUAUUUAUAGUAAAUUUAUAAUGAUUAUUUUGUAUGAUUAUAACGUCUGCGAAGAAAAUAUAAAUAUAUUAUUUUCUUUAAAUUGUUCAUGUUCCUUCUUUCCAUAUUAUCUGCCUAUGCCAACACAUUUUCCCGUACAUCUGUUAGUGUUCCGGGGGAUCUUUUAAUUUUCCCUGUUUUCUGAUCUCGGUAUCUGUAUUGUAUAUUGUUUUUCGGCAUAGCCGUAUAAUAUUCUUUUGGCCCCGCUCACUCUUUCAAAGGCCUGGUCGUAUCAUUUCCCUGUAUUCUACAGGAGUGCCUGUGUAAUGUUAUUUUAUGUUUUCUUCAUAAAAUAUCCUCUUUUAUCGGCUUAAAUUACGAUGUCAUGUGAUUUCACCAAAACAAUUGUUACUUUAUGAUACUGAUUAAAGCAAUAUGGAUUAGGAAAUGUUUUUGUUGGUUUUUGUCACCUCCAUUGAGCCUUUUCUAAAUAAACCAUUAAACGAAA
Messenger RNA from Pecten maximus, 3651 nucleotides. RefSeq lists its product as uncharacterized. The coding region runs from base 286 to 1752 and encodes 488 amino acids. The record is from RefSeq and is a predicted model, not a curated record. NCBI's taxonomy places the organism in Eukaryota, Metazoa, Mollusca, Bivalvia, Pectinida, Pectinidae. The transcript is spliced from 2 exons.